ACCAGGUGUCUGCCCCGUCCCUGCCAACCCCUCCCAGCCUCGUCUUCUCACCUGUGAACGCGCGAUGGUGUCUGACAGCCCAAGAGGCCUUCCAGUCCCACAGGACCAGAGCACGAGGCCGCCGUGCCGUGGCCAGCCAUCCAACACCUCUGCCUUUCCCCUGUUCCAGGUGUCCAUGGAGCAGAGCGCGGCAGGUGGCCCCGAGAGCGUGAGGGUCUCCGGGUAUGUACAGCGCACACCCUGCCCCACCCUGCCUCUCCUGGUCCAGCUCGGCUCCCUGGGCACACGCCAAGCUCUUGCCGUCAGAGGGCACAGCCACGAAGACGCGGGGGCCUCACGUCGCCCCACUUCGCCCUCCCUCUUGUGCUGGCCGGGGCCUGGAGCUGCCUGGGGAGUUCCGGCCUGCCCACACCUGCAAGCCCACCUGCACGAACUCAUUCUGGAAUGUCCUGUCCAGGGGUCGUGCCUUACGGUGGCCACAUCGGCGAGAAGACAGCCCUUGGCGUCGGGAGCCAUGGCUGUAGUGGCAGCGGCCCACGCGAAGCUCAUUGCAGCGUUAGGAAACGCACUUCCAGCCCUCGGAGGUGCUGGCUUCCUACUGAGUGCAAGGCCUUGGCGGAUGACGUGGUGGGGAUCCAGCCAGAGAGGCAGGCGGAGCCCUGAGCAUGUCCAGUGCUGGGCAGGCGACCCGGAGGGACCCGGCCUGGGGGCACAGAGCCCCAGGCAGCAGUCCCAAGAGCCCCAGGAAGCAUUCGCGCUCGUCUACGCCCAUGCCGAGGAGGAGCUGAUGGCGAGCAUCGAGCGGGAGUACUGCCACUGA
This is a messenger RNA of Tupaia belangeri chinensis (Chinese tree shrew), 820 nucleotides long. RefSeq names its product cystin 1 (gene CYS1). Bases 65 to 820 code for a protein of 251 amino acids. The transcript is spliced from 3 exons. The record is from RefSeq and is a predicted model, not a curated record. NCBI's taxonomy places the organism in Eukaryota, Metazoa, Chordata, Mammalia, Scandentia, Tupaiidae.